Molecule: messenger RNA, 2304 nt
Organism: Westerdykella ornata
Lineage: Eukaryota; Fungi; Ascomycota; Dothideomycetes; Pleosporales; Sporormiaceae
Exons: 4
Coding region: 1-2304 (767 amino acids)
Source: RefSeq, a predicted model, not a curated record
AUGGAGAACAAAUGCGAUUACCCUACGAGUAUAUCAGAGAGCGAUGACGACGACCUAAUAGCGCUUGCACAAGAGUCUAGCACCCGCCAGGUGCCGACUGAUGAAGAGCUUCGAAUUCGCCUAAAGCCAGAUCAGUAUAAGCGGUAUCAUCACAUAUUGAAUCAGUGGCGGAAGUUCUCUCAGAAGAUCCUGAAGCAGAGAGAUAAGGAGUGUCUCUCUACAUUUCCAAGUGUGAAGGAGAUUCAGAUAUUUCUCCGAUGGUAUGCGCGCCAUGCAAGAGGCGUUCUUGACGAGCAUAUAACCGACGUUACCCUUCUGCAUCGGCUUCAUGCUCUGACACUGGUUAUAAGACUCCACACAGGUUAUAUCUACGGGCCUAGCGACCAAAAAGCUCUUGCAACCUUCAUUAAAGGUGACCUUGUUAACGAAGGAAAGAUAUCAACGAAAGCUCGCCAUAAACCAGUAGCUCCGUUUGCAGUAGCUGAGGACCUUGUAACCUUCCUAUGGAAAGCCGACGAGUAUGAGUUUCUGCAUUCGCGAAUCCGUUUGCAGCUUGCGUUCCUUAUUGUUAUCCUUGCUCUAGUAGGAUGCCGGCUAGGAGAAGUUGUAGAAUCUACAGCAUAUGCGGGUAGUAACGAGGGCCUUCACUACAAAGAUUUUCAAUUAGGUCGGAAAUCAACUACAGCAUACACUGGCUACUUCCUUCUUGUUCGUUUGCGGUGUCGAAAGGGGGUCCGAAACACUGAAAAGCACGCUCCUCAGCUCCUUCUUUACGAGGAGCCAAAGAGACGAUUCUUCUGCCCUGUUGCGUAUUUUCUUGCAUUGGCUCUUGCGGACCAGGCUAUUGAAGGAUGUGACUCUUUCACAUCCCUUGAAGCUGCACCAACACCUCCCGGUACAGAUACGUGCUGGUUUAAGAUUAAAUCUAGCAUGCUUGACAUUCCUAUCCUUCGGGCAGUUGAUCAGAAAGGAGUUAUCCACCAGGAUCAUAUCUGGAAAUACAACAGCAUAAGUAACAUGUUUGUCGGGCUAGGUCAACGAGCUGGAUAUGAAGAGAAUCUCACUGGAUAUUGUUUCCGGAGAGGUUUUGGUAACACGAUUGACAAUACACAAUCACUAGCCCAAGGACGUACGCCUAACCAGGCGUUAAUUGAGGAAGCAAUAUCUAUGAAAGCGCGGAGAAAUCUGCUCGCCCCAAUGCCACCAGGUUCCCAACUGGCCAAGCAUCUACAUCAAGUCGACCUUUCCGAAACCUUGUCCAUGUCACCCCAAAAGAAGGACAGAAUCCAGAGACGGCUGCGAAAGAAAAUCUACGUAAAGAAUCGCGAAGAAUUCUUCCAAAACGGAGCCUUGACAGACGUAGAACCUUGGCGGCAGAAAGCUAUGGAGCGCAUGCCAUCCCGCUAUCUUCAAGCCUAUCUUCGCUAUGACAGACGUCGGAGAGAACUCUGUACCUCUCUUUUCACUGAGGAGGACACAAGUUUGUCCCAGGUGAUCCCUAUACUGCGCAGCACGGCAAACCCGGCUUCUGGACGUUUAUUUUAUCCCCAAACCGGUCUAACAGAGGACAAUCGAUGUAUUAAUUGCAACAAGGACCUUGCCGACAAUCGCCUUGUGCACUCGCAUCUGCUUACCUGUACGCAGAAACGAUUAAGGCGAGAACAGACAGCUCAGAUGCAGCACUACUUUGAGAAAACCCUGAAGCGGUGCGGCUGGAACAGUUGCAAUUUCUACUUUGCACGAAAAUCCUGCAAUACGUACUCGAAGCAUGUUACUAGCCAUCUUAAAGCGAAUGCACUGUCCCAGUGUCUUUGGAACCACUGUGGCUACACUAGCGGAGACGAGAUCGAUCUUGCUUACCAUGUCUCAACUGUUCACGAGGUCCCAAACGAAGUAACCAUCCCUACGAAGAUACAUUACUGUUACGAACAUGGGGAGUACUUCGCAGCUGAUGGCCUUUGGUCAAAGCAUUGUCGACAACACGUGGAAGAGCUGAAUAGCUAUUGCGGCAUAAUACGUCGAAACAGAUUAGUAGUAGUAGCCGGACAUUGUUUAUUCUGCCUAGGGGAUACAGCGGCUGCACCGGAGGUCCGCUGGUGUCAAUUCUCCGAGGGAUAUCAGCUGCUUAAGCACAUGGAGGGCCAUCUUCAGAAGGAUGCUUCCCCUCAGACCUGCCCGCACCCAUUGUGCGAGGACAGAUUUGACAGCGUUGAUGAUUUCUGGAAGCACGCUAUCUCUGACCACGGCAUUCCUCCUCCAGCAGUCAAGCGGAAGAGGUCUUACGAUGAAAUAGUAGAUGCCUGA